Messenger RNA from Chiloscyllium plagiosum (whitespotted bambooshark), 3651 nucleotides. The record is from RefSeq and is a predicted model, not a curated record. Lineage: Eukaryota; Metazoa; Chordata; Chondrichthyes; Orectolobiformes; Hemiscylliidae.
UCCUUCUGCAUUUGCAGCUUGUACCAUCAAAUCGGGAGGGGAGAUCAUCCGUUACCAUUUUAAAAAAUAAUCUACCAAAACAAAGUGGCAGUUUAAACAAAUAUUUAAAGUUUAUCUGUCAGGUUUUAUUUCGAAGGAAAUUCUUUCAUACUUUGUUUUUCUUUCCUCACCCAUAGACGGGUAGUUGGGUUCGUGCCGCGCAUGCGCCACCAUGGGUUUGAACCUGCGCGGGUAAAAUAAAAAAUGGCGCGAGCCUCAAAAAAAGAAAAAUAAGAUUAUCAAAGAGAGGAAUAUUCAGACAACAGGAUUCACAAUACUGGUAUUUUAGGAGAGUGGAACGUAUCUAGACACGGUUCUUCGGUGGGGGGUGAAUGACUGCCUGAUCUGCUGAGUACUUCUGUUUUAACUCCUUGCCUCAAGGGUUCUGUGCUUGGUCAAAGAUGGAGGAUGUUGAGUCACGAUUCACACAUCUCCUUCAGCCCAUUAGAGAGUUGACAAAGAACUGGGAGAUUGAUGUGGCAUCUCAGCUGGGGGAAUAUCUAGAAGAGUUGGACCAGAUCUGCAUUUCCUUCGAUGAUGGGAAGACAACAAUGAACUUUGCAGAAGCUGCACUUUUGAUCCAAGGCUCGGCAUGUAUUUACAGCAGGAAGGUGGAAUAUCUGCAUUCUCUGGUGUUCCAGGCGCUGGACCUGAUCUCCAACAAGAAACGGAAUCAAAAAGCUACAUCCAUUGCUGCGGAUGGUACAGAUAAUGAUGUGUCUUUGGCCAAUGACAAGGAUUGGGAAUUUUUGUCUCUUGAUGAUAUUGAGUGUCCAUCAAAAAUCAACAUUGAUUUGCAGGAGGGUCACAGUUCAAAUGUUGUGAACAUCAUCCCAUUAACACCGAUGGCACUGGUACCGCUAGAAGAAAUUGAGAAAAAGAACAACCCUCUCUUGAGCCGGAGAGGAGAGAUCCUUGGCAGCCGCAAGGAUUUCCGAAUGAAUACUUGUACCCCUCAUGCCACAGGUGCAUUCAUGUUAGAGUUGGCCAGUGUGUCACCGAUGAGCUAUCUGCACAGGCAACAGCAAGGCAACACGAAAUACAAUAGGAAUGACUUGCAGAAUGUUCAAAAGGACAUAGGCAUGGAUAACAGUGACAGUCAAACUCCAGUUCCAGUAUUGAACUUCUUGGAAGAAGGGGGAAUCGAUGAUGACGUUGGUGAUGCUGAUGGCAGUUUUGUUCCACUUUACGCAGAGGGUGAUUUGGUUCAGGAGCACAUUACAAAACAGACGGCUGAGGCUGGAAAUCAGGGUUACGUCCUGCGUAAGAGGGAUCCAGCAGUGCCUGGCAAAAUGCACACAAAGGAAGUGCUCAACCCUUGGAGGAGCCUGGAUCCUUUUGAAGCUGCUCAAGACAAGCCAUUCAAGAAAGGAAUACAUUUUAUUAUCCCAGCGCGUGUUGAUAUCACUGGAGGCAAACGAAAACGGAAAACCUUUGUAAAACAGAAAGAUUUUGGGAAAUGGUUCUCUGAGAUAUAUUACGGUGGAUGGAGUGAGACAAAAAAUCGGAAAAGAGGCCCAACGUUUGCAGAUUUGGAGGUUCUGUACUGGCAAUACAUGAAAGACAGACUCCAAGCUCAAAGGAAACAUCAGCAAAUGAUGAUUGCUCUGCGUGGGAGGGUAAUAGAGGAGUUAGAUGUAGAAGCAGGAAACAUGGAAGAAGAAUUAAAUGACUUACAAGAACAAGCUGAAGACCAUCUGGAUAACGACGGAGUGGAAGAUGAUUAUGACAUUAAUUUGGAUCAAGAAGCUGAUGCAGCUCAGGACAACCACAACCCCCCAAAUCUGGAACCUUUUGGAGAAACGGGAUCUGUGAGUUAUGAGGAGCUUGUCAGAAGGAAUGUGGACCUGUUUAUCGCUAAUUCCCAGAAGUAUGCCCAGGAAACAGCUCUCUCUCUUCGUGUAAGGGACUGGGAGGAGAAAAUUGGCCCAAGACUGGAAGAACAGGAUGAGCGAGCUGUUUUUGACAUCCACGAUUAUGGAGUUAGAAUUAUGGAUGCAUUUGACUGUAUCAGACAGAGGCGUUCAUUUGCAAGCAUUGUGGCUGGGAAGGAGGCUUUUGAGGUGUGUCGAUAUAUGCUGGCCACACUGCAACUGGCCAAUGACUACACGGUGGACAUAUGGCAGAAAGAAGGGCUGUUUGAAUCAGUCGACACGAUGGAACUCACCCUUUUGACCAAACUAAGAGCUCACGAACGUUUCCGGACAUACAUGGCUCCAUCUAUUUCAAAUAAAUGAGAAAAUUCACAGACCUUCACUCAACUUGUAUAGUCCUCAUGCUGCAAGUUUGACAUUACAUCCAUUGUUUAUGGCACAUUUGGAGGAACUGUAUCCAUAUUCCUUGCUGUAUGACAGCAAGCAUCUGGAACACUGGACGUAUGUUCUUCAUGUUUCAGUGGAAUGCACCACUUGCCUAAACCCUGACCAAAACAAUUCCUGGAUUGUGAUCAUUCUCUAUUUAUACUUCUAUAUUUGCUGUGUUCUGUACAGCUACUAUCCUAGGCUGUUUUGAUUAUAUAAUGUGCCUUGUGUCACAGCAUGAGGUGCAAUUUACUGGCUGCAUCCUGUGCAGUAUUUUUAUACAAACUCAUGACUUUCUGAUAGAAGGAAAUAUAUUCACAAUGAGCUAGCUAUCAUUUUCAAUGCUUGUUGAAAGGCUUAUCCAGAUUUGCAAAGUAGAAAAUCUCUUCAAUUAAGUGCUCUAUCAAACCUGGUGGCAGGUGUGACAUUUGUAAAGUUAGGGCUUGUCCAUUUAUGUUUGGGUGAGGUUCUUGUGCAAUAUUUCCCUCACACCAGCUCACAUGGCUUUAAGAAAAAGAAAACUUUGAUUUUGUAUUUUUUAAAAAUCCAAUUUUUAAAAAAACAUUCCUCCUCCCUGGUCCCACCUUCCUGAACGGGAAAGUGAGAAUCCAGAAAUGUGCCUGAAUUGGAAUUCAAUUGGAUGGUAAUAAAUUAUGCUGUGUUCUGAGGAAUAAUAGUGUGUGCUAUCAGGAGCAGGUUAUCACAAAUCUGUACUAAGUGGAAUUUAAAAAAAUGUACAAAUUUAAAUUUUGUAGAAGUACUGCAGUAAACUUGGAACUCAGUCACACUGUUUAAAACGUUUUCAUCGAUUUGGGAUUGGAAGAUCUGUGAAAAUGGGAAUGAUUUGCCCAUUUGAUAUUGCAUACCAUUAAACAUAGAAGUGGACUUUUUGCCCCUUCGAGUUUGCUCUGUCAUUCUUUCAUGGCCGAUCUGAUAACCUUCAUCUCCAUUCUCCUGCCUUUUCCCCAUAACUUUGAUUCCCUUAUGGAUAAAGAAUCUAUCUCAGCCUUGAAUAUUCUUAAUGACUCAGCCUCAAAACACACCUCUGUGAUAAAGAUUUACACAGAAGCAGAGCCUUUUGAGUGAAGAAAUUUCUCCUCAUCAUUUUCUUAAAUGUAUGACCCCUUAUUCUACAAUUACGCUCUCUGGUCCUAGACUGUCCCACAGUGGAAAUAACCUUUUUUGCAUCUACCCUGUUAAGCUCCCCAGGAAUCUUGUAUGUAUUAAUAAGGUAGACUAUCAUUCUUCUAAACCCCAAUGUGCACAGGCCCAACCUACUCAACCUCUUCUCAUAAAACAAUCCCACCAUACU